AUGAUCCCGACCAUGCGAGCAGUCAUUCUGCUUUUCUGGCCAGACCCGCCACGAAGCACCAAGAUCACCGAGCGAGCUGCACUGGUCCUUACUGGCGAUUCUACUCUCCUGAAAUCCGGCCCUGUCGCGCGCCAAGCUCUCUCCGAACACAGCCUUCCAGGCUACGAUAACUGUGACAGGAUCGUGCACAUCCCCAUGCCCAAGGCCGUGGAAUUUCUAAUCCAGCCUGACAAGCGGGCGGUCGCAGCAAAUCCUGCCCUCCAGGCACGAAAUGGGCACUACGCGGCGCAGAAUCGAGCGGAGUGCUUGUUGGAGGCGCGGGAGAGGGUGAGACUCGCGAAGGAGGGGAGGAUUGGUAAAAAGGCUAAGAGCUAUGUGGAAUUUGAGCGACGUGUGGAGGAAUAG
This is a messenger RNA of Fulvia fulva, 405 nucleotides long. RefSeq lists its product as uncharacterized. Lineage: Eukaryota; Fungi; Ascomycota; Dothideomycetes; Mycosphaerellales; Mycosphaerellaceae. The coding region runs from base 1 to 405 and encodes 134 amino acids. The transcript has a single exon. The record is from RefSeq and is a predicted model, not a curated record.